Messenger RNA from Scheffersomyces coipomensis, 1809 nucleotides. RefSeq lists its product as uncharacterized. The transcript has a single exon. The record is from RefSeq and is a predicted model, not a curated record. NCBI's taxonomy places the organism in Eukaryota, Fungi, Ascomycota, Pichiomycetes, Serinales, Debaryomycetaceae. Bases 1 to 1809 code for a protein of 602 amino acids.
AUGAUUCCUCAAAUAAGUGUUAAAGAUAGGUAUAUUGGGACAUUUUUCUUGAUUUACUAUCCCCAACUUCCUAUUGAAAUAAAGAUAAGAAUCUUACUGUUUGCUUCUAUUGAGGAGAUUCUCCUAAUCCAAAGCUGUAUUAAGGACCAUGAUACAAAACAACUACCGCUUGGAUUGAUAACCAAAGAGAAGUUAAGUUAUGAAAUUGAAUGUGAAUACAGUGGUGAAAUAAUGUGGUUUCUUGGAUUUCUAAAUAAAUAUGUAUCAUUGAUGAAGGAUAAACUUUAUUCAAUUCCAUUACAAUUAAAAUUCACAGAUGCUAACAUGUUUAAAACUUCAUUGUAUCUUUCAACCACAAAAAGUUACAGGGGCAUUAAUUUUGAAUUAAAUUUUGAUCAGUUGAGUUAUAAGCAAUGCUUAUCACUAAUUAGCAAUUACUGUGAAUUAAAUAUUCAAGCCUUAAGGAUUGAAAAAAUAAUUGGACUUAAACUAGAUCUGCAACUUAAUUUUAGUGAUUUCAGAGCCCUAAAGACUUUUAAUCUUGUUACUAAUUAUAGUCUUUUAAAGCUAACGUUAUCAUCAUUUCAGACUAUAACUGAUUUGACUAUUGAUAACGCUUUUGAUGGUCAAUAUUACUCAAAUUUUGUUAAUUUAAAAGCAUUUCACAUACAUGUUCUGAAGGGUAGAAAUUUUGAAAUUCAACACGUACCAAGAUGCGUUACCUCUUUGAUGGUUAGUGUUAAAUCUGCUCGUAAGUUUUUCGAUACUACUAGAAAACUUGGUCACGUCAAAAUUGAAUCAAGACAAGAUUGGCCACCUCAACUAGAGUCAUUAUCACUUGAUGAUCUGCAAAAUAAAAGUAGGGCAUUCACGGAUUUAUUAGGUAAGCUACCACUUAAUCUUCCAGUGUUAAGUAUUUGUGGUCAUUCACAAAGACAUAUUCUAACACAAGUUUCUGAGUCAAUACGGGAAUUGAGUUUACAAUCCACUUUCAAAAUUUUAAAUGAGGAACUUGUAGACUUGACGUUUGAGUUUCAUAAAAAUCUUGAAGCUCUAAGUUUCACUAAUUUACAAAUUGUUUCAUUAACUAAAUCGUGUAAACUUCCUAAACGACUAAAAAUAUUCAAAAUAUAUGAUUGUGAUUUUUCCUUAUCAUUAAAUUAUUUCAAAUUUGAUAAUUGUAAAUCAACUUUGAAAUGUCUUCGAGUUGGUCGUUAUAAGGAACCAAUUGAAUUUAUUAAUUUAAAUUUUAGCGAGUUUUCCAAUUUAACAAAUAUUUAUUUUGAGUCUUGUGGAAUUAAGAACUUGUCUCAUUUUAGGCCACCUUAUUGUUUAAAGAUAUUAGAAAUCUAUCAUAAUCCAAUCUCUGCCAUUGAUGAAAGUUGCGAUUUAUUCAAUAAUGAAAAUGAUUAUCCUUUAUUACAAGAGAUCUAUAUUGAAGAUUGUCAAAUUUCAUUCAUUUCACAAAAAGUAGAAUGGCCCAUAAAUCUCAAACACUUAACCAUAAAAGAUGAAAUAGUGAAAGAUUUUUAUUUUAAUUCUUCAAUUGCAAAACAUCAAUCAUUACGGAUUCUAAGAUUAUCAAAGUUAUCUGCCAUCAAAUUUUGUGAUUGCAUUAAAGUGAGUAGUAAAUCAAAUUUCACUCAAUUAGACCUUACUGUAACACAAGAUUUCCUUCCCACUAAUCCUUAUGAAUUGCUUAAAUUUUACGAUGAAGUAAAUUUGUUUCUUAGAAAAAGAGUUAUUGAAAGAAAACAGGAAAUUUUUCUGGAUGGUGGUUUAUAUUUACUACUUGGCGAUCUGAAAUAG